Saccostrea cuccullata (small rock oyster) is the source of this 1191-nucleotide messenger RNA. RefSeq lists its product as uncharacterized. Bases 1 to 1191 code for a protein of 396 amino acids. The transcript has 2 exons. The record is from RefSeq and is a predicted model, not a curated record. Lineage: Eukaryota; Metazoa; Mollusca; Bivalvia; Ostreida; Ostreidae.
AUGUAUGCAUUUAUCUCUGGGACUUUUUUCUUCGCCCUUCUUUGCCAUACUGGUCAUUUACAGAGAAAUGACCAUGACAAUUCCUUUUUUCAAAAUCAAGCACGGUUUCCACGAUGUACAUCGGGCUGUAGUUCUAUUCCGACGAACACUCCACGACACUGUAUUUCAGUUGGAAGACUAUAUCGGUUUCGCGGAAGAUUUUGUCGAGGAUGUGAUUGGGUCAGAUCGGGAUGUGACAACACAUGUAAUGGUGUAAACUGUGCAAGAAACAAUGGACCUCCACAAUGUUACAGAAAUUGCCCUUACAUUAAUCAAGGAAUGCCAAGACAUUGUAUUAUACCAGGUGUAUUGGUUAACAACCAAGGUUUUCUAUGUAGAUUAUGUGAUAGAAUACAACCGACAUGUUCAAGAUUGGCGUCUCGCUUUAUUCCACGCUGUCCGGUUAGAUGCAAAGAGGUGGUGAACGGAACCCCUGAACACUGCAUCAUAAGAGGACGAGUGAUGAACUACCGCGGUCGGCCAUGUAGGCUAUGUGACACGGUUAAUUUUGGCUGUGUGAGAAAAAACUUGACCAUUUGUGCUGAAGCCCUGGAAACCUGCAAGACUGCACCAAAGGGUAUGCCAGAUUUCUGCAUAUCUCAAAACGUUACCAGUACACCAGCGACACCGCCAUGUCUAACGUGUCCAGUCAUUAGUAAUUCCAGUAUGUGUAGGUUCCCACCUUGCCAAAGAUGCACACCACUCACUAAUAUAGCCACGGUUCCUCCUGAAUGUAUCAAAGAUGGCGAUAUUGUGCAGAUUCCCGGAUACCACUACAGAUGUAGCCUCUGUCCUUACAUUGAUCCGUUUUGUUCUGAACUUGAAGUUACUAUCUGUGGAAAUCAAAUGGCAAACUGUGUCGGUACACCAAUCGGAACACCUCAGCGCUGUAUCGACCAGUCCGUGCAUAUAUUUCUAGGAAGUCCCUGUCUGUCCUGCCCGAUCCUGAAAACUGAAGAACCCGGAUGUGUGAAGGAAGCGUAUGAUAUUUGCACAGGAUUUGUGUGUCCACGUGUAACUAGGCAAACUGUCAUGUGCUUUGAUAAAGGUCCAUUUUCCAAUGCCCCGAAUGCUACAUGCAAAACUUGUCCAAUUUUACAUAGGCACAAACAUAAUUUGUGUGCAACAGUUACCUCCUAUCAGCGAUUUUGA